Molecule: messenger RNA, 1269 nt
Organism: Cariama cristata (Red-legged seriema)
Lineage: Eukaryota; Metazoa; Chordata; Aves; Cariamiformes; Cariamidae
Gene: KCNK5
Product: potassium channel, subfamily K, member 5
Exons: 4
Biological process (GO): potassium ion transmembrane transport; stabilization of membrane potential
Cellular component (GO): membrane
Molecular function (GO): potassium ion leak channel activity
Source: RefSeq, a predicted model, not a curated record
GUUGUGUCAAAUGCUGCUGGACAGGGGGUUGCCAUCACUGGGAACAAUACUUUCAACAACUGGAAUUGGCCUAACGCAGUGAUCUUUGCUGCUACUGUGAUCACUACAAUCGGUUAUGGAAAUGUUUCUCCAAAGACACCCUCUGGGCGUCUCUUCUGCAUAUUUUAUGGGCUCUUUGGAGUUCCUCUCUGCUUGACAUGGAUCAGUGCUCUGGGGAAGUUCUUUGGAGGACGUGCCAAGAGGCUGGGCCAGUUUCUGACAAAAAGAGGAGUAAGCCUGAGGAAAGCACAAAUUACAUGCACAGCUAUUUUCAUUGUUUGGGGUGUCUUGGUCCAUCUGGUUAUUCCUCCCUUUGUCUUUAUGGUGACUGAAGGAUGGGAUUACAUUGAAGGCCUCUAUUUCUCAUUCAUCACUAUCACCACCAUAGGAUUUGGAGAUUUUGUUGCUGGUGUAAAUCCAGAUGCAAACUAUCAUGCCCUUUACAGAUAUUUUGUGGAGUUAUGGAUCUAUCUGGGACUAGCUUGGCUUUCACUCUUUGUUAACUGGAAGGUCAGUAUGUUUGUGGAAGUCCACAAAGCAAUCAAGAAACGGAGGAAAAAAAGAAAAGAGUCAUUUGACAACCAUCCUCGGUCCAAAAAACCCCUUCAAAUGGGUACCUCAAAGGAUGUCAACAUUUUCAGCUUCCUUUCAAAGAAGGAAGAGACCUACAAUGAUCUUAUUAAGCAAAUUGGGAAGAAAGCCCUGAAGACAAACAAUGACAAAAUGAUUAAAGUAGAAAAUGCCAAACAAAAUAUGCAGAAUGCCAGUAUAGAUGCCCAGGUGACUUACACAAAGACAGAGUCAUUUGAGUAUGAUGAGGUUUCCCUGGACAUUCAAAAUGGUCAUGUACUGAGAUCCCUGCAGGAUAAACGUAUUGGAGACAGCCCUCUAGAAGGAACCAUGUUCGUAAACCAGCUGGACAGGAUUAGUGAAGAAGAAGGCGAAGUGUGGGAUUCCAGAGACUAUCGACCCUUAAUAUUUGAGAAUGCUAAUAUAACAUUUGUAAAUGAAGAUGAUGAAGAAGAGGAAGAUAUCUCGGAUGAUGAGGAAACGUCAAAAUCCUCCAUGGAUGAUAAUCUUGCAGAGGAAUCUGAAAGUGCAAAAAAACUGGUAAAAUUCCCAUCGUCUGAUGAAUCUACCUUUACCAAUAACGAGCUAGAACUUUCUGUGCCUUAUGAACAACUGAUGAAUGAAUAUAAUACAGUAAACAAUGUGAAGGCUGCAACGUGA